AUGAAUAAACAAGCUGUUGAAGAGAGAAGAAUUGUAAUUUCGAUUGGCGGGGGGCAUGCUACUGGUGUGGGAGCAAUCGCAGUGGAGCUACAAAACACUUUUAAGAACCUCUUUAAUUCUAUUAAUAUAAGAGUAAUAAACCUGGACAAAAUGAUAGAGGGAGAUGUCAAGAGCUACAAUAACGGCGACUAUGAUUUUGACAACAUUCUUAACCUAGUAUAUGAAAAGCAUGCUAUAACUUCGCAAAAUGACGUGAUACAGCAUGACUACGAGGACCCAAUAGAUUUAAUAAUAGUCUGUGGAUGCUAUGCUUUAUACGAUAAACGAAUCAAUGCAAUCUCCCAAUUGAAGGUAUUCUUGGAUAGUGAUGCGGAUAAAAGAUUAAUCAGUUUGAUCAAAAAAAAUAAAGUGGAUACCAAUGAGCAACUGGCUCAAUUGAUCACGGAGUACAUGGACCACCUGCGCCCGGAGAUGCAGCAAUACAUAGAACCAACCAGAGUCUUUGCAGAUCUGAUCAUUCCUUCCACAAAUGAAAACCUGGGCCGCGCUAUUCUUGUUGACGGUAUAGUGAAGACAAUCGAGGAGACGAGAAGCCAAAUGGGUGAAGCCAACAAUGCAAACAGCAAGGUACGUCCACGUUUAUGGGAUUUUGAAGCAGAGACAAUGGACUUAGAAAAGGAUAGAUACUACGAUCUGUCGUGA
Molecule: messenger RNA, 702 nt
Organism: Saccharomyces eubayanus
Lineage: Eukaryota; Fungi; Ascomycota; Saccharomycetes; Saccharomycetales; Saccharomycetaceae
Gene: DAS2
Product: putative uridine kinase DAS2
Exons: 1
Coding region: 1-702 (233 amino acids)
Cellular component (GO): cytoplasm
Molecular function (GO): kinase activity; ATP binding
Source: RefSeq, a predicted model, not a curated record